AUGCAAUACGCCGAGACGAUAAUUUUGCACCUACCUUCCCAGAAAAAGAGACUUUGGUCGACUACCAAGGGUACCACUUCCUUCGGUAAGCGUCACACCAAGUCCCACACUCUCUGCAGACGUUGCGGAAACCGUGCUUUCCAUAACCAGAAGAAGACCUGCGCUUCCUGCGGUUAUCCCGCCGCCAAGAUCCGUUCCUUCAACUGGUCCGUCAAGUCUCAACGUAGAAAGACCACCGGUACCGGCCGCAUGCGCCACUUGAAGGACGUCUCCCGUCGCUUCAAGAACGGUUUCCGUGAGGGUACCCAGGCCAAGAAGCAGACUGUUGCCGCCUCUGCUUAA
Messenger RNA from Umbelopsis ramanniana AG, 342 nucleotides. RefSeq lists its product as uncharacterized. Gene Ontology annotation, molecular function: structural constituent of ribosome; RNA binding. Gene Ontology annotation, biological process: translation. The transcript is spliced from 3 exons. NCBI's taxonomy places the organism in Eukaryota, Fungi, Mucoromycota, Umbelopsidomycetes, Umbelopsidales, Umbelopsidaceae. Gene Ontology annotation, cellular component: cytosolic large ribosomal subunit; ribosome. Bases 1 to 342 code for a protein of 113 amino acids. The record is from RefSeq and is a predicted model, not a curated record.